This is a messenger RNA of Suillus subaureus, 1794 nucleotides long. RefSeq lists its product as uncharacterized. The record is from RefSeq and is a predicted model, not a curated record. Bases 1 to 1794 code for a protein of 597 amino acids. NCBI's taxonomy places the organism in Eukaryota, Fungi, Basidiomycota, Agaricomycetes, Boletales, Suillaceae. The transcript has 6 exons.
AUGCGCUCUCACUCCCUUGUGGCAGUUCUGAGCCUAGGGUCAGCAGCUCUAGCACUACGUGGCCAAUUCCCUGCCAACACUGCUGACGAAACCUACAUUCGGCCAUUGGAUAUUGUCGACUUGAAUGUACCCCCAUAUAGUUCAAACACUGAGCAAUGGAGGUUUGAAGAAGGCCCUCCUGAGAACGCGACAGGGAACUUGAUAUUCGACACUGUCCAUUCAUCCCUGCAACAUUGGCCAAACACUCGGUACCGUAAUGGACAUAACAUAGUACCAGGAGUAAUUCCAACCGGUACUUUGCUUUACCACGGCACCGGUCGCCAUGCAAUACCCACUAAGCCCGACUGGAUCGCUACAGACCCAGAGCAUUCCAUUGGUUUCGCUCGUGGAAGAGAUGGCUGGCAUCUCACGCUGGCAGUAACGCGACCUCUCAAAGUCUUGUACUUUGAUGGAAGUAGUGCUGCUAAGAUAUCCGAGGGUACAAUGGAUACGCAGGAUAUAAUAGCUUGGGGAGAAGUGCAGCCUGAGCGAUACUUCGAUGAAAGACGACGGAUUCAAGAUCUCUGUGGGUGGGGAAAGGAGUUUGGACUCGAUGGUUUCGCGAGGAUGGAAAUGGACUUUGAAGUUAUGUUGUGCGAUUUUACAGCUGGUGUUGAGGUAGUAUCUUUCCUGCAUGUCCGACUUUUACCGAAGCACGAAAACCUUUACCUUCCUCGCCUUCCCUCCCCUCCCCGCCUUCCUUCGCCUUCUUCCCUUCGCCCUCUUCUUCCACCGGAUUCUGAACACUGGAUUCGCGCAUUUGAAGUCAUGCACUCCGGCUCGUGGCACAAUCGCUACCCAGGGGAUUCUCGCAUUGUACUCGACCUGACUGGUCUUGUCUCACUGUAUGAUAUCGCACUAGCACCUUCCCUCGUCCCAGUUCGCGCGGGUCUUGAACGAUGGGACCACCGCGUCCUUGGAAUCUCGUCAGAGGAUUUAUCGCAGGUGAAGAGAAAGCUUAUUGAAGUUAUUAGUCUGCCACACCCAGUGAACAGCGGCAUUGACUGGAUGACCCUUAUUCACGUCAUCGUCGAUCGAUAUGCGGAUCGACUCGAGUUGACGGAGCAUCUCCUCAAUUUCACCUCGUCAGACUCGCAAGAAGUCCUUCAGCGAGCGAAGCUCACGCAAACCCAGCUCCGUAUUAUGCUUAGGCCAUAUCUAUCAGAUUCCAUCAUCGUCCCCAGCACAGGCGCUUCAGGCGUAGAUGCUUUGGAGUGGGCUUCCCCAAUUUUCAGGCUAUGUGCCACAACACACACUUCCGUGAUAAUGAACCAGAUACCCUUCAUGACACCCUCUGAACACCUGCUGCUGAAAGCCGUUAAGGAGACAACCAGAGAAAUCUGCCGUGUCACUACGAAAAUGUGGGCUGUGGGUGUCAUGAGCGGGCUCGACACUCUUUUCCCCAUUGAACUCAAUGGAGAGCCUGAUAUCGCCCAAAUAAUGAAUGAUUGGAAAGAAGACAUCCAGAAGCUGAUGUCUUGGUUAGACUGGAGUAUAUGGAUUAAAUGCCGACCUGCCUGCGGCCCAGAGGAGAUGUGCUAUCUUCCUACUUGGCCCGAAAACGUCCCCAGGCCAAAGGAUCUACCUCGUCCUCCGUGGGACCCGCAGAAUAUCACGGACACUUCAGAAGCAGACUAUCUUACUGAACCUCCACUCGAAAACGAAGAUGGGAUUUUCUCCUUUGAGGCGCCAACGGAGGAAUGGAGGAAACCUCAACCGAAGUGCAUUAGGCGCCUCUCGCCGUACGGAUUUUGA